Hyphopichia burtonii NRRL Y-1933 is the source of this 3201-nucleotide messenger RNA. Its product is annotated as ATP-dependent RNA helicase. The transcript has a single exon. NCBI's taxonomy places the organism in Eukaryota, Fungi, Ascomycota, Pichiomycetes, Serinales, Debaryomycetaceae. Gene Ontology annotation, cellular component: nucleus. The record is from RefSeq and is a predicted model, not a curated record. Gene Ontology annotation, molecular function: RNA binding; ATP binding; RNA helicase activity. The coding region runs from base 1 to 3201 and encodes 1066 amino acids. Gene Ontology annotation, biological process: maturation of 5.8S rRNA; RNA catabolic process.
AUGGAUGGUGAUGAUCUAUUUGACGUUUUUGGAGAGGCUCCAGUAGCCGUUCCAGAAGUCAUAGAGAAGAAAGAGCCUUCAAAGACUGAUCAAAAGGAAAAAGAAUCAGUUUCUAAAAAACGUCAGGCAUCCGAUGAGCCUGAAGGAAGUAAAGAAAAUGGCAAGGAAUCUUCAAAAAAAAAUAAGCAAGCCUCGAAAGAGAAGUCCAAGAAAGAGAUAAAUCCCGUUGUGUUUGACUCAGUCGAAAUCGAAGCCUCAAGAGAAGUGGCUGCAUCAGAAGGUUUAAUGGCAAGUGCUGAAAAACCCGAAGGUCAAGGACAAUUGAAGUUAAGACAUCAAGUUAGACACCAAGUAGCCGUUCCUCCAGAAUUUCCUUACGUUCCAAUCUCUGAACAUAAACGUAAGGACGAGGCCAGAUCAUAUCCUUUUACGUUAGAUCCUUUCCAAGAUACAGCCAUAUCUUGUAUCGACAGAAACGAAUCAGUUUUAGUUUCUGCUCAUACUUCAGCUGGUAAAACUGUUGUUGCGGAAUAUGCCAUUGCUCAGUCUUUAAGAGAUAAACAGAGAGUCAUCUAUACUUCUCCCAUUAAAGCUUUGAGUAAUCAAAAAUAUAGAGAACUCUUAGCUGAAUUUGGAGAUGUUGGUUUGAUGACAGGUGAUGUUACAAUUAACCCAGAUGCUGGUUGUUUGGUUAUGACCACAGAAAUUUUACGUAGUAUGUUGUAUAGAGGUUCCGAAGUCAUGAGAGAAGUUGCAUGGGUUGUUUUUGAUGAAGUUCAUUAUAUGAGAGAUAAAUCCCGUGGGGUUGUUUGGGAAGAAACAAUUAUUUUAUUACCAGAUAAAGUCCAUUAUGUUUUCCUUUCUGCUACUAUCCCAAAUGCCAUGGAAUUUGCUGAAUGGAUUGUCAAAAUCCACGCUCAACCAUGUCAUGUUGUUUACACCGACUUUCGUCCUACUCCUUUGCAACAUUAUUUAUUUCCUGCAGCCGGUGAUGGUAUUCACUUGGUUGUUGAUGAAAAAGGAGUGUUCAGAGAAGAAAAUUUCCAAAAAGCUAUGGCAUCUAUUAGUGAUGCUGCAGGUGAUGAUCCUGCUUCGGCUGAAAAAAGUAAAGGUAAAAAGGGCCAAACCUAUAAAGGUGGUAACAAUGAUGGUAAAUCAGAUAUUUACAAAAUUGUGAAGAUGAUUUAUAUGAAAAGAUAUAAUCCUGUUAUCGUUUUCUCUUUCUCCAAAAGAGAUUGUGAAUCUCUUGCUUUGAAAAUGUCCAAGUUAGAUUUCAAUACUGAAGAUGAAAGAGAAGCUUUGACUAAAAUUUUCAACAAUGCAGUAAACUUAUUACCUGAAGCCGAUAAAGAAUUACCUCAAAUCAAGAAUAUCUUACCAUUAUUAAGAAGAGGUAUUGGUAUUCACCACUCAGGUCUUUUACCAAUUUUGAAGGAAAUUAUCGAAAUUUUAUUCCAAGAAGGCUUACUUAAAGUCUUAUUCGCAACUGAAACCUUCUCUAUUGGUCUUAAUAUGCCUGCUAAAACAGUCGUUUUCACAUCUGUUAGAAAAUGGGAUGGUAAGGGUUUCCGUUGGGUCUCUGGUGGUGAAUAUAUUCAAAUGUCUGGUAGAGCAGGUCGUAGAGGUUUAGAUGAUCGUGGUAUUGUUAUUAUGAUGAUUGACGAAAAAAUGGAACCCCAAGUGGCCAAGGGUAUGGUCAAAGGUCAAGCGGAUAGAUUAGAUUCUGCUUUCCAUUUGGGUUACAAUAUGAUUUUGAAUUUAAUGAGAGUUGAAGGUAUUUCCCCAGAGUUUAUGUUGGAAAGCUCAUUUUUCCAAUUUCAGAAUGCUGCUUCCGUUCCUAAAAUGGAACAAGAACUUCAACUUUUAACUCAUAAUUCAAAUUCUAUCAAAAUUGAAGACGAAUAUAAUGUUAAAGAAUACUAUGACCUCAAGAAACAACUUCAAGCUUAUGAUGAUGAUGUUCGUAAAGUCAUCACCCAUCCUGGUCAUAUAUUACCAUUUUUACAACCAGGUAGAGUUAUAAAAGUUAAGAUCGGUGAGCUUGACUACGGUUGGGGGAUGGUUACUUCGUUUACCAAGAGAACCAAUAAAAGGAACCCAACUCAAGAAUACACUGAUCAUGAAUCUUAUCUUGUCAAUGUUUUCGUUUACACGAUGUUCGUUGACUCUCCAGUAAAUCUUAUCAAACCCUUCAGUCCUAUGUUACCAGAAGGUAUAAGACCUUCUAAAGCAGGUGAAAAAUCAAGAGCUGAAUACAUUCCAAUUACUUUAGAUUCAAUUGAGAAGAUUAGUAGUGUAAGAUUAAGAGUUCCAGAAGAUAUUAAGAGUUCAAAUGCUAAAAGAACCUUGUUGAAAACUAUGAAAGACUUACCGAAAAGAUUACCAAAAGGUAUUCCAUUAAUGGAUGCAGUUGAAAGUAUGAAAAUUGAUGAUGACGAUUUCAAACUUUUAUUGAAGAAGAUUAACGUUUUACAAGAAAAAAUAACGAACAAUCCAUUGCAUGAUUCAGUUAAAUUGAAAGAGUCUUUUGAGUUAUAUUCUCAAAAGGUUGAAAUUGAACAAAAAAUCAAACUGUUGAAGGAAAAGAUUUUAGAAGCUCAAGCUGUUAUUCAAUUAGACGACUUAAGACAUAGAAAAAGAGUAUUGAGAAGAUUAGGUUUCACCACUCAAGAAGAUAUAAUAGAAUUAAAAGGUAGAGUUGCUUGUGAAAUUAGUACUGGGGAUGAAUUAUUAUUGACCGAGUUGAUUUUCAAUGGUACUUUCACUGACUUGAAUGCAGAACAAUGUGCUGCCUUAUUAUCUUGUUUUGUAUUCCAAGAAAGAGCUAAGGAAGUUCCAAGAUUAAAACCCGAGUUAGCUGAACCUUUGAAGUCAAUGCAAGAUAUGGCUAAUAGAAUUGCAAAAAUUUGCAAAGAAUGUAAAAUUGAAAUUGUCGAAAAAGAAUAUAUUGAAUCAUUUAGACCAGAAUUAAUGGAAGUUGUCCACGCUUGGUGUAAAGGUGCCAGUUUCACUCAAAUCUGUAAGAUGACUGAUGUUUACGAAGGUUCAUUAAUCAGAAUGUUUAAGAGAUUAGAAGAAAUGUUGAAACAAAUGGUUGUUGCUGCAAAAACCAUCGGUAAUUCUGAAUUAGAAGAAAAAAUGGAAAAGGCUACUGAAUUGGUCCACAGAGAUAUUGUUUCUGCCGGUUCCUUAUACUUAUAG